CUCUGCGCCUCGCCGCUAGCCCUGCGAGCUACCAGGUCUCCAAACUCCCUGGCCGUGGCGGUCGAGUCAGCAUUCGGUGCCGGAACCCGUCAGGCCGCGACCCGGCAAGGAGCUCGCACUGGUGGUGCGGAAAACCCCCAGGAACUCGGCGGCUUCGCCCCGCGGCCCCGGCUGAUCCCUUUGCAAACAUGGAGCUGCCUGCUUCCCCGCCCACCCCAAGGCGGCGGCGGCGACUGCUGCUCUCUUCCCCUCCCCCGACCGUGCCGCCGCCGGGCUCCCCCUUCCCGCGAGGUGCCGCUGCGGACCGCUCGGUUUUGUAGUGCAUCCCUGAGCAUGAGCACAGAAUGAAGCGGCGUUUGGAUGACCAGGAGUCACCGGUGUAUGCAGCCCAGCAGCGUCGGAUCCCUGGCAGCACAGAGGCUUUUCCUCACCAGCACCGGGUGCUUGCCCCUGCCCCUCCUGUGUAUGAAGCAGUGUCUGAGACCAUGCAGUCAGCCACGGGAAUUCAGUACUCUGUAACACCCAGCUACCAGGUUUCAGCCAUGCCACAGAGCUCCGGCAGUCAUGGGCCCGCCAUAGCAGCAGUUCAUAGCAGCCAUCAUCACCCAACAGCAGUGCAGCCCCACGGAGGCCAGGUGGUCCAGAGUCAUGCUCAUCCAGCCCCACCAGUUGCACCAGUGCAGGGACAGCAGCAAUUUCAGAGGCUGAAGGUGGAGGAUGCGCUAUCUUAUCUUGACCAGGUGAAGCUGCAAUUUGGUAGUCAGCCUCAGGUCUACAAUGAUUUCCUUGACAUCAUGAAGGAAUUUAAAUCUCAGAGCAUCGACACCCCAGGAGUGAUUAGUCGUGUGUCCCAGCUAUUCAAAGGCCACCCCGAUCUGAUAAUGGGAUUCAACACCUUCUUGCCCCCUGGCUACAAAAUUGAGGUGCAAACCAAUGACAUGGUGAAUGUGACAACUCCUGGCCAGGUUCAUCAGAUUCCCACCCAUGGCAUCCAGCCACAGCCUCAACCACCACCCCAACAUCCUUCCCAGCCUUCAGCCCAGUCAGCCCCAGCUCCUGCCCAGCCAGCUCCUCAGCCCCCACCUGCCAAAGUCAGCAAGCCCUCCCAACUACAAGCACAUACUCCGGCCAGUCAGCAGACUCCCCCACUUCCACCGUAUGCAUCCCCACGUUCUCCGCCGGUCCAGCCUCACACACCAGUGACAAUCUCGUUGGGAACGGCCCCAUCCUUGCAGAACAAUCAACCUGUGGAGUUUAAUCAUGCCAUCAACUAUGUUAAUAAGAUCAAGAACAGAUUUCAGGGCCAACCAGACAUCUACAAAGCAUUCCUGGAGAUUUUGCACACGUAUCAGAAAGAGCAGAGAAAUGCCAAGGAAGCUGGAGGAAACUACACUCCAGCAUUGACAGAGCAGGAGGUGUAUGCCCAGGUUGCUCGUCUCUUUAAAAACCAGGAAGAUUUGUUGUCAGAGUUUGGACAAUUCCUACCAGAUGCCAACAGCUCCGUGCUUUUAAGCAAAACAACUGCUGAGAAGGUUGAUUCUGUGAGAAAUGAUCAUGGAGGCACUGUCAAGAAGCCCCAACUGAACAACAAGCCGCAGAGGCCCAGCCAGAAUGGCUGCCAGAUCCGCAGACAUCCUACAGGAACCACCCCUCCAGUUAAGAAGAAACCCAAACUGCUCAAUCUGAAGGAUUCUUCUAUGGCAGAUGCCAGCAAACAUGGUGGUGGAACAGAAUCGUUAUUUUUUGAUAAGGUCCGAAAGGCUCUUCGGAGUGCAGAAGCCUACGAAAAUUUCCUACGCUGUCUUGUUAUUUUUAACCAGGAGGUGAUCUCUCGUGCUGAGCUUGUGCAACUAGUCUCUCCUUUCCUGGGGAAAUUCCCUGAGUUGUUUAAUUGGUUUAAAAACUUUCUGGGCUAUAAGGAGUCUGUACAUCUGGAAACUUAUCCAAAGGAGCGAGCCACAGAGGGCAUUGCUAUGGAGAUAGAUUAUGCUUCUUGUAAACGAUUGGGCUCCAGCUAUCGAGCCUUACCAAAGAGUUACCAGCAGCCCAAGUGUACAGGACGGACUCCUCUCUGUAAAGAGGUUUUAAAUGAUACCUGGGUUUCCUUCCCUUCGUGGUCUGAGGACUCUACCUUUGUGAGUUCCAAGAAGACUCAAUAUGAAGAACAUAUUUAUCGUUGUGAAGACGAACGCUUUGAGCUUGAUGUAGUUUUAGAGACCAAUCUGGCAACAAUCCGGGUUCUGGAAGCAAUACAGAAGAAGCUUUCCCGCUUAUCUGCUGAAGAACAAGCCAAAUUUCGCUUGGACAACACCCUUGGGGGCACAUCAGAAGUCAUCCAUAGAAAAGCACUCCAGAGGAUAUAUGCUGAUAAAGCAGCUGACAUCAUUGAUGGUCUGAGAAAGAAUCCCUCCAUUGCUGUUCCAAUUGUCCUUAAAAGGUUGAAGAUGAAAGAGGAAGAAUGGCGAGAAGCUCAGAGAGGCUUUAACAAAGUAUGGCGAGAACAAAAUGAGAAAUACUACCUGAAGUCUCUGGACCACCAGGGGAUCAACUUUAAACAGAAUGACACCAAGGUCCUGAGGUCUAAGAGCUUACUCAAUGAGAUUGAGAGUAUCUAUGAUGAGAGGCAAGAGCAGGCUACGGAAGAGAAUGCUGGUGUACCUGUUGGCCCACACCUCUCACUUGCGUAUGAAGACAAACAAAUACUGGAAGAUGCUGCUGCUCUGAUUAUCCACCAUGUGAAGAGGCAGACAGGCAUUCAGAAGGAGGACAAAUAUAAGAUAAAACAAAUCAUGCAUCAUUUUAUUCCAGAUUUGCUCUUUGCCCAAAGAGGUGAUCUCUCAGAUGUGGAGGAAGAGGAAGAAGAAGAGAUGGAUGUAGAUGAAGCCACAGGGGCAGUUAAGAAGCACAAUGGUGUUGGGGGCAGUCCCCCUAAGUCCAAGUUACUGUUUAGUAACACAGCAGCUCAAAAAUUAAGAGGAAUGGAUGAAGUAUACAACCUCUUCUAUGUCAAUAACAACUGGUAUAUUUUUAUGCGACUGCACCAGAUUCUCUGCCUGAGGCUGCUACGGAUUUGUUCCCAAGCUGAACGGCAAAUUGAAGAAGAAAACCGAGAGAGAGAGUGGGAACGGGAAGUGCUGGGCAUAAAGCGAGACAAGAGUGACAGCCCUGCCAUUCAGCUACGUCUCAAAGAACCUAUGGAUGUUGAUGUAGAAGAUUAUUACCCAGCUUUCCUGGACAUGGUGCGGAGCCUGCUGGAUGGCAACAUAGACUCAUCACAGUAUGAAGAUUCACUGAGAGAGAUGUUCACCAUUCAUGCCUACAUUGCCUUUACCAUGGACAAACUGAUCCAGAGCAUUGUCAGACAGCUGCAGCAUAUCGUGAGUGAUGAGAUCUGUGUGCAGGUGACUGACCUUUACCUGGCAGAAAAUAAUAAUGGGGCCACUGGAGGCCAGCUGAACACACAGAACUCAAGGAGCCUCCUGGAGUCAACGUAUCAGCGGAAAGCUGAGCAGCUAAUGUCAGAUGAGAAUUGCUUUAAGCUUAUGUUUAUUCAGAGCCAAGGCCAGGUCCAGCUGACUAUUGAGCUUCUGGACACAGAAGAGGAGAAUUCGGAUGACCCUGUGGAAGCAGAGCGCUGGUCAGACUACGUGGAGCGAUACAUGAAUUCAGAUACUACCUCGCCUGAGCUUCGUGAACAUCUAGCACAGAAACCAGUAUUUCUCCCCAGGAAUCUACGGCGGAUCCGGAAGUGUCAGCGUGGUCGAGAGCAGCAGGAAAAGGAAGGGAAGGAAGGAAACAGUAAGAAGACCAUGGAGAAUGUGGAUAGUCUGGAUAAGCUGGAGUGUAGAUUCAAGCUGAAUUCCUACAAGAUGGUGUAUGUGAUCAAAUCAGAGGACUAUAUGUAUCGGAGGACUGCCCUGCUCCGGGCUCAUCAGUCCCAUGAGCGUGUAAGCAAGCGUCUACAUCAGAGAUUCCAGGCCUGGGUAGAUAAAUGGACCAAGGAGCAUGUGCCCCGUGAAAUGGCAGCAGAGACCAGCAAGUGGCUCAUGGGUGAGGGGCUGGAGGGCCUGGUGCCCUGUACCACCACCUGUGAUACAGAGACCCUGCAUUUUGUGAGCAUUAACAAGUAUCGUGUCAAAUACGGCACAGUAUUCAAAGCCCCUUAACUGCAAAGCCAGAGCAGAUAACUUGGGGUGUGUGUGGGGGUGUGUGUAUGGGCCUAUGCACUCACACACUGAAGAAACAAGGAAGAUGCCUUUCAAGCCUCACUGGGCCUCUCUGGGACAUGGCCACCUGACCUGUGUGUGGCUGGUACAGCCUGGCACCAAGUGGGCUACCUGUUAGGAACAUGAAUACCUUACAAAGCUGAAGCUGGAACUUUUCCCAAAGGGUUUUGGGUAUAGCCUGCCCUGGAGGGGAAGGAAGUCCAUGCAAGCAAAGACAUGCAGUUUGCUUGCACACACCAGCAGAGCUAAGACUGGAGUCUCCUGUGGCCUAACUUUCAAUGAGGGAACCGGAUGCUGUUCACACUUUGACUGGAUGGAGAUGCAUUUACAAAACAGACUGGGGAAGGACUUAAUACUCAGAUGGAUUGGAACUAUCAUGGUCACUGCUCCUCUCCCCUCCCCACAAAAGGAAAAAAAAAACUGGAUUUGAUUUUUUUUUUCUGGUCACUUGAGCACAUCUAAGAUCACCCAUUAGGUUUUAUCUGGGACCUGCAGUUUGGCUUUGGGAUUGAUCAUCUUGUGGAUUUUAUUCCUGACGAUUCCCUUGCUGCCUACCCUUUUCUCUCCUCUGGUUCUCAACCUCAACGAGUUCAAAUCAGUCGUCCUUUUUAGCUCCCGUGGAACUGUUUUGUAUCUGCCUCUUUACUAGUCUACCCUAGUGCCAUCCACCAGCUUUACUCUCUGACACACACGCACACACACAAUUUUAACUUGUUUUUUUUGUACAUAAUGUACAUACUGUCAAUUUUUUAUUAAAAGAAAUAUGCUUUGAUGUGCUAGCAUAACUGCUCUAGCUUCUUGUGUACCAUAGUACUAUGUGGCUUCAGAUUUAGUACCUAUGAACAGAUGUACAAGACAUUUAUUACACUUUUUACCAAAGGGAGUUACCAUUGUAGUACUUUUGUGUAAAACUUGUCUUCCCCUUUGCCCCCAACUUUUUUUUUUUUUUUUUUUUUUGUAAAUAAAUAAAGCUUGGUUCUUACUUAAGGAAUAAA
This is a messenger RNA of Pongo pygmaeus (Bornean orangutan), 5221 nucleotides long. RefSeq names its product SIN3 transcription regulator family member A (gene SIN3A). Gene Ontology annotation, biological process: negative regulation of transcription by RNA polymerase II. NCBI's taxonomy places the organism in Eukaryota, Metazoa, Chordata, Mammalia, Primates, Hominidae. The coding region runs from base 345 to 4166 and encodes 1273 amino acids. The transcript has 21 exons. Gene Ontology annotation, molecular function: transcription corepressor activity. The record is from RefSeq and is a predicted model, not a curated record. Gene Ontology annotation, cellular component: Sin3-type complex; chromatin.